This is a messenger RNA of Rhipicephalus sanguineus (brown dog tick), 2950 nucleotides long. It is a transcript of the gene Crag, whose product is annotated as DENN domain-containing protein Crag. Gene Ontology annotation, cellular component: cytoplasmic vesicle. Gene Ontology annotation, molecular function: protein binding. Gene Ontology annotation, biological process: regulation of Rab protein signal transduction. Lineage: Eukaryota; Metazoa; Arthropoda; Arachnida; Ixodida; Ixodidae. The record is from RefSeq and is a predicted model, not a curated record.
GGAAACCUUUGAAGGCACAGCGGAACUCAACAAACAUGGCAGGCAUGUGUGCGCAAGGUGAAUUUUGAAUGACUCAUGCCCUGUGCGGUGAUACUCGUGAGAUCCUGUGCGUAUAAAAAAAUCAGAGUAAAGGCCCCGUAUAUAUAACCGCUGAACUGUCUUCAGUGACCUUACGAGGUACAAGCUCCUUUUCUGGCCUCUCAGAUGUGCUCUUGCGUCGUGCCCGUGAGGUGCGGAUAAGCAUGCAAACACAAGACCGCCGCCGAUAAGCCAGCAUGGAGGUUCCCUGAAUGAACGACAAGAUGCCUCUGCGAGAGAAACACAGCCUGAUGGAUGUUUCUAAUACGAAAGAAGGCAGAGGAACGCUUCAUCUUGAAACUGACGUGGAGCUGCUUGCAAGUCAUUGAAAUCAAAAACUUUUCGACGCCUGGAAAUGACAUUAUUGCCUGAAAGGAGAAGUAAGACUUUGCGCAGCUUGCUGCCUGCCACCUGAAGUCAUAGCACAUAAGAGACGAGGUUGCAAGACGCCAUGGAGGAGAAGCGUGUGGCAGACUACUUUGUGGUGGCUGGGCUUCCUGCCAACCCGCGGCCCCUGGAAGAGGACUGCGUAGCGAUGCAGUCAUCUGGGGCAAGCUACGUGUCCAUGCCCGUGACAGACAUUGCCGUGAUAGUGCGCACCGAGGGCGAGACACCGCCGCCCGGAUUCGAAUGCAUCGAGCAGACUCCGAUGGGAUUCCCGGCCGACCUAAACCACGGCAGCCUCAGGAGUCCCAGCAUAUACCUCUGCUACCGCCGGGGCAGGGACAAGCCUCCACUUGUGGACAUCGGGGUCCUGUACGAAAACAAGCAGCGUGUCAUGGCUGACAGUGAGAUUCUCAAGAAGACACCUUAUGGGAGGCCAGCCAAUGUCAACAACAGUGGCUCUCGAACAUUCCUCACUUUUCGCAGAGCCUCUGAAAAUGCCCCAUGCAAUCAGCUGGUUGUCACCGACCUUUGCGUCAUUCUCGCCAACAAGGGUGAGACGCCUCCCCAUGCAUACUGCAAGAUUGAUCGCAAUCUUAAUAAAGGCAUGGUUGGCUCAGAUGUUUUUCUUUGUUACAAGAAGUCUAUGAAUAGGCCUAGUCUCAUUUGCUACGAGCCAGCUGUGCUGGAGCGUUUCCCACGGGAAGACUAUGCCAGCUUCCCCUUGCCUGAACAAGUGGCUCUCUUCUGCCUUCCCAUGGGUGCCACCAUCGAGGCCUGGCCCAAGAAAGCCAGUCAGCCCAGGCCAACAUUUUCCACCUUUGUGCUAACCCUUGGUUCUGCAGACAAGGUGUAUGGUGCGUCCAUCACUUUCUACGAGCGUUUUCCCGAGGAGCAGCUGACUGAUGCUCAGAAAGCCCAGCUGAGCAGCAGUAACAGGUCAGGCCAGCCCCAGCCAACUGAAGAGGAGGUCUUCUCAGCCAACAAAUCCAUCUGUUUGCUUUCACACUGGCCCUUCUUUCGCACCUUUGAAAAGUUCCUACGCUUCCUCUACCGGCUGUCGUUUGUCAAGAACCCCCGAGUUUCAGUGGAAAGGUACAUCUCUCAUUUCAUGUUGGAUAUCCCAUUUCCUUCUGUACAACGACCGAGGAUAUGGAUACAGCUGGAAGAUGAUCAUAUAUCGUUGUCCCAACUGGAAGACACACCGCUCCCACUCAGUGGUGCAUCCUUCAGGGAGUUUUUGAAGACACUAGCACCCGACAACUGCUUAUGUGUUCUGCUUUUGGCGUUGACUGAGCAGAAGAUGCUGUUUCACUCCUUGCGGCCAGAUGUGCUUACCAGUGUGGCAGAAGCUUUGGUGGCGUUGAUGUUCCCAUUCCAUUGGCAGUGCCCUUACAUCCCACUGUGUCCAUUGGGCCUCUCUGAUGUACUUAGUGCUCCACUGCCCUUUAUUGUUGGCGUGGAUUCAAGGUACUUUGACAUGUAUGAGCCCCCACUCGAAGUGGCCUGCAUUGAUCUCGAUACCAACACCAUCUUCAUUAAUGAAGAAAAAAGUUUUCUCACCCUAAAGCUUCUACCCAAGAAAGCAGCAAGGACAUUACGUGGAAACCUACAAUCGUUGUAUGAGAAGGUUUGCAUGUAUGAAAGCAAUGUUGCCAGCAUCGCGGCUGCGGCUGCACAGAACCCGACUGCAGCUGGUGGUGCCCUGGGGCCUUUUGACCGUGAAAUUGGACUUCACAGGAAGGAGCGUCGUUUGGAGCUGGAAAUCCAAGAGGCGUUCUUACGGUUUAUGGCAGCCAUUCUGAAAGACUUUGGUUCUUACCUGCGACCCAUCACCACAGCUCCAAAGCCAGGUGUCACUGACCCAAAUUCACUGUUUGACAUCAAUGGAUUCCUGAAAAGCAGAGAUCGAGCGUACCAUCGCUUCUAUCAACUGAUGAUGCACACUCAGAUGUUCACCCGUUUCAUCGAAGAGCGCUCAUUUGUCUCGGACAAAGAUGUCAGCUUGGCUUUCUUCGAUGAAUGUACAGAAAGGGUUGAUGCUGCUGGUGAAUCUGCAGAGCAUCUGCUUUUGGAGGUGGCAGGAUCCAUGCAGAGCCACGAGCACACAGUGUUCAUCUCAGCACCCGAACCACCACUGGUGGAUGGCCUGAAUGGGAGCCCUGGUACAUUUGGGGCUCUCAACCCAGCCCUGUUCCACCGGCAGCCCGCUAUGUCACUGCUGCGAGUGGUGCCUGAGUGCCAACCAUCUGCGAGUCCCGUUGCUCGACGCACGAAGCAAGAGGUCAAAUCUGCCCUACGAGCUGCCCGGAUACAAGCUGAAUGUCCUGUUAGCUGGGCUAAGUGUCUUGCUGGCACAAGCUAUAGUGUCUGGUUCAUGCAUCUACCGGCCUACACCAAGACCUUUGCAUCCAAAGCAAAGGCCCUACGUGUAGCUGAUGAAGUGCUGCAGCGCAUGCAGCAAUUGAAGUUACCAGCUCCUGAUGAG